GGAAUGUUGCGGGGAUUGUUGCACUCCUUCCCCCCACCCGCCCGGGCUCGAAGAAGGGAAGAUCGGAGCGAUGCCUCCCGCCGGAACGACCUCUGUGACCGCUUACCACGUCCGGCCUCUCGGAACCCCCAAAGCCUUGGCAAGCCACAGUUUCGGAAACACGACGAAUAAAUCCGAAAAUGGCUCUUCCAAAGAUGGAGGAGGAGGAGGAGGAGGACACCUCGAAUAUAUCGCUUAUUUUCUGAUUCCAGUAUUCUUCCUUAUGGGGCUGUUGGGGGUUUUGAUUUGCCAUGUGCUGAAGAGAAAAGGCUAUCGGUGCACGACCGAAGCGGAGGAAGAAGAUGAACAGCUUGAGGAAAAGAUAGAAUUGAAUGACAGCGUCAAUGAAAACAGCGACACGGUGGGGCGGAUAGUUGAUUAUAUCAUGAAAAACGAAGCCAACGCAGAUGUGCUGAAGGCCAUGGUGGCUGAUAAUUCGGUCUGCGAUCCAGAAAGCCCAACGACUCCAGGCAGCCCAACGAGUCCAGGUUCUCCGUUGUCUCCUGGAGGCCCUUUGUCAAAACACACUUGCCGAGGACACCACUUGCACACCAUUGGCGGCGUGGCUGAGACAGGCGCUUGUUCUCGUUGCAGCCAGAAACGGUGGAAUCUCUUCAGUCCAAAUAAAAGAGGCAAAGAAGCCAAAAAAUCCCGUCAUGGACAAGUUACCGUGCUCUCCGUGGGAAGAUUUCGGGUUACCAAAGUGGAACAGAAGUCUGCUGCGAAGGACCGGAAACACUUGGUGUCUGUCAGCGGAGGCCACGCUGGUGACAUGCCCUCUACUCCUGGGAAAGAAAGCUCCAAAGAACAGCCAGCUUCGCUUCCUGUCACACCGGAAUCGAAAGAGCUGAAAUCAGCACCGACCAAACAGGGAAAGGAUGUGAGUUCGGAUUCAGGGUAGCAAAGUUGAUGGCAGGACAUCCCAAGCAGGGUUAGAGAAAGCAAGAAAGACCAUUGGAAAGGGGAAAAAAAAGAGACUUUUCAAGGAGCUAUUUGUGAAUGCCACGCCAUGGGCAUCUUUCACUAACUGAAUCUCUGCACCGUUCGGCCCCAGAUAUUUAACAUAUUGUUAAUAACGGAAUAUUGAAUGGCAUUUAUUCAACUGAAGGUUACCAGAAUGUACUACCUGCAAUUUUAUAUAUGUGUGUUUAAAAAACGCCUUUUUAUUUUUAUUUUUCCUCUGACAAAGCAAGAACUUAAUGAAAAUUCUCUCUUGGAAAUGGGGGGAACCCCCCCAAAACUCUUUCCCCACCCUAGAUCUCUUGUAUGCGUCGCACGGCCUGAGGUCGAAGCCGAUUGACCAAAGCAAAUGACACAAAUCAUGUAAUCCCAUACUGCUCGUUCCUUGAGCACAGGAGAAGGGAAAUGGGGAGCCGUCUUUUCGCCUUAAUUUAUUGUGGCUGCUAAAUAAUACACUCCUUUAAUUGCAUUGAUUCAGUGGCUUUACUAUAAUUGCUCUUUGGUUCUCAAAACCGAAUUUAGCGUAUUUUUCGAGCUUGGUUGAGCUGCUGAUUGAAUUUUGUAGAUGUAGCCAAGAACUACCCUGUUUCCCCCAAAAUACGACCUACCUUGAAAGUAAGUCCUAGCUUGAUUUUUACACAUGAGCCCAAUAUAAGCCUUGCCCCCAAAAUAAGCCUUAAGAUCCCAUCCACUCCAGAGUCCACGGGUAAAAAUUAAGUUAGGGUGCGGAUUGGGUGGUGGAGCUGCCCUACUACUUACCUUGGACAAUUGUAGCUAGGUCUUGCCCACUCUGACACCUGCCUUGCCAGCCCAUUUCUUCUGCAGCUGGCAAGGCUUCCCUGAAGGUAUCUGGAUAACAAAGCUCCGGAUCGAUCCAGAGUUCUGUUAUCGGCUGCAGAGGCCUUCAGGAAAGCCUUGCUGGGCACAGAAGAAGUUCCUGAAGGCCUCUGACCGUGAAAAGGAGGCCAGGGGUGACGUACGCAUGUGAGGUUAGUCAGUGGAUGACGCCCCUCAAAAAUAAGACCUGGUGACUUUUGUGGCAAAAAAAUAAGACAGGGUCUUAUUUUCGGGGAAACAUGGUAGUUCAAGGCUAGGUGUGCAAAUGUAUUCUUAACUUUCUUACUGAGGUCCUUUCUUUGGGCAAACUGUGACAGUAAAAAUGCAGGCGGUCCUCGAUGUAUGACCAAAAUGGAGCCCCAAAUUUAUGUUGCUGAGUGAGAAAGCUGUUAAGUGAGUUUUGCCCCAUUGUGCAACCUUCCUUGCCACGGUUGUUCCCGGGACACUGCAACCGUCGUAAAUGUGAUUCGGCGCCCAAGCAUCUGAAUUUUUGACCCCAGGGAUGCUGCCACGGCUGUAAAUGUGAAAACGUGCAUCACUUUUUUCAGUGCCGCUAUAGCUUUGAACGGUCACUAAAUGAACUGUUGUAAGUUGAGGACUACUAUAUUCCGCUGAGUCAGCUGUGCUCUUUUUCACAUUAUCCUUGUCACUCGUCCUUCUACCUGGUGGCAUUUGCCUUGGGGAAGCAUCUUCUGUUGAUAUCGUUCCCUUCUGAUAUAGCUAUUUUUGCUAGAUCAAGAUAGAUCCAAUCCCUAAAUUUGGAAAUGAAAAGUGUGAUGGAUGAUCUCAAUGAGUCUUUGCUCUAAAUCAGAGGUGAGGAAUUGUGACCCCUUUAUGACUCGAAGACUUCAACUCCCAGAAUUCUUCAAUAGGCAUGGCUGGCUCAGGAGUUCUGGGAGUUGAAGUCCACGAGUCAUAAAAGAUCCAAGUUUCCAUGCUGGCUCAGGAAUUCUGGGAGUUGAAGUCCGCAAGUCAUAAAAAGGCCAUAGUUCCCAUGCCAACUCAGGAAUUCUGGGAGUUGAAGUCCAUGAGUCAUAAAUGAGCCAAGUUCCCAUGAUGGCUAGGGAAUUCUGGGAGUUGAAGUUCACGAAUCAUAAAAAGGCCAAGUUCCCUGUCUCUGCUCUAAAUCAUAAUCCUGAUUCUCAGUGGAUUAUUAUUUAAUUACAAAUCCAUUCUUGAGGGGGAAAAAAAACUGCAAGUAUCCUUCAGGUCUACAGUGAGUUGUACUAAAACCAGUUGUGUGUGUGUGUGUGUCUCUCUCUCUCUCUCUCUCACACACACACAUGGCUAGGAAAGCUUUAAAUCAAUAUAAACGUCUUCAGCGGUUGACCAAAAUCUUUGGAUUUGAACAAAAACAUCGCUGUGCCUGAAUAAGUGUUUUUCUCUGUUGUAGUAGACAAUGCUGCCAUUUUAUCGAGAGGCUUGUGCGAUUUAUCAGCUGCCAAAGCGGAGAGGGUCUCACUUUUCACAUUAAAUGUAAUUUAACUGUGCAUUAAAUGUAUGUUAACCAUUUGGUUUGGUUUGUGAGCAUUUUGUACAAUAAACUUUAUUGUUCAUUUU
This is a messenger RNA of Pseudonaja textilis, 3396 nucleotides long. It is a transcript of the gene RELL1, whose product is annotated as RELT like 1. Gene Ontology annotation, biological process: positive regulation of p38MAPK cascade. Gene Ontology annotation, cellular component: plasma membrane. The record is from RefSeq and is a predicted model, not a curated record. NCBI's taxonomy places the organism in Eukaryota, Metazoa, Chordata, Lepidosauria, Squamata, Elapidae.